GAGCACCUAUAUAUUUAUGUCGAAGCUCAACAAAACAACAGAUUAAAGAUGGAGAACUACGAGUACGCUGUGUUUUUUGAGGCAGAGAAUCUCUCUGAUGCAGAACUAAGACAAAUGGAAAAGUAUUUUAAAAUCAAGAGAAGGUCUGGAGGGGGAGAGUGUAAGAUCAACAAAGUGGGUGACACCACUUACAUGACAAGUUUUAUGGAAAAAGAAGCCCAGGAAAGAGUACUAGAACGAAAGGAUCACGUCAUUAAAACAGAAGGACAAGAGGAGAUCCAUGUUUUAUUGAGGUGUGAAAAUGUUGCUGAAAGCAGCAAACAAUCUAAAGAAUCUCCAAAUCAGAAAUGUGCAAGUGCAAAAAGUGUGGAAAAGGUUUUUAAACUGGACCAUUAUCUACUACGCUUCCUCAGUGAAUGUAAAAAGCCACAUUCAGAUUUGGAAAAACAUCUCUCUAUGAUCUCCAGCACCUUCAAGAUCAACAUUGACUCUGAAGAGUUGGUGGUGGUAAGGGACCCGGGAGCUGAAGAUGUUUAUCCCCUGAAGAAAUGGGAAUUUGCAGUGGACGAAGCGUUUGAGACUCUAAAGUCACGCUAUAUCAUCCACUUCGAGGUUGAAAGUGACAAAUCUGCGAUUCUAGAAGAAAACUCUUUCCUUCAAAGUGAUAACUUAAAAAUCUAUUUUGAAGAACUAACAUGUUUAGCUGUGGUGGUUGGAGAACAAAGAGAAGUGGAGAAGAUUUUAAAAUUUCUAAGCGGCUUGCAGAACAAACAGCAGGUUCAAAAAGAGUGUUGCGUGUCUGAGAAACAAUUUAGCCUCAUCAAAGAGGAGUUUGAGCCAUACAUAAAAUCUAAUUUACCUGCGCUUAAGAUCACACAGGAACGAGCAGGCGUUCUACUAAAGGGUCCCGAGAAAGAGGUCCAUGCAGGUGAAAAUGAGCUUUUAAAAUUAGCAAAAGGAAUCAAAGAGAAGAGGAUCCCAUCACAUCAUCCUCUUAUGACCUUUUUGGAAUCAAGUGGCGGUAUACAGCACUUCCAAAACCGAUUUCAGCAGAGCCUCCGCAGCCCAGUUAUGCUCGAGACUUCAGGUUCAGAUGUUCUUCUGUUGAGUCUGUCUGAUGGAGCUCUAGAGGAGGCAGCUGCUGCCGUGCAGAGAGACUUGUGUUUGGAGACUGUGCGCCUGGACAAUACUCAGAAAUCUUCUGCAUUUACUAAGCUGAAGGAGGAUUUGAGCGAAGCCGUCAAGCAGGCCAAUCACAAAAGUGUUAAAGUGGAGCUUAAAUACCAGGAUGAAUCAACUUCUGACCCCAAGGUUCAACUUGUGGGCUACACACCUGAAGUCAGUAUGCUGAAGAACAUUGUGCUGGUAUACAAAAGAAACCAUCAGAUCCAUCAUGCAUCCCUUCCUCUUCCCAGUCCAGAGAUGGCAGAGCACUUCUCUGAGAUCUUGGCAAUUGGCGGCAUGAAGAAGAGCAGUGUGGAAAUAAAGCCAACAAGUUCACCUUCCCCAUGCGUCCACCUCACGGGACCUCGCUGUGAAGUUGAGAGCUUGAAGGACAGCCUUGAGUCAUGCCUUCAGAGGCUUGCCACUAAACGAUGUGAGGUGAAAGGACCUGGAGUUCAACAGUUUUUUCAAAGUGAAGGUGCAAGGAUCUUGCAAUUGGUGAAGAAUUCUUAUAUGGUUGGGAUACUGCCUAUAGAUGAUAAGCAGAAAAGAGGUAAAGAACCCAAAUACAUGAGCAGUCUCAAUCUUCAGAGCUCACCAUUUACGUCUGCAGCUUCCCAAGACUCUCUGGACUCUGACAAAGAGAUAGACAUUAAAGUUGUGGUUGGUAGCCUUGAACAACAGCAGGCAGAUGUGUUUGUUGCUCCGAUGAUUCAAACAAACAUGACCUCAACCUUGAUUGGAUCAUCCCUGUUGAAUAAAGCAGGACAGCAGCUUCAAAAUAACUUCAACAAUGCAAAGGGAAAGCACAAGCUUAAGCCUGGAGAUGUGCUGGAGGUGGACGCGACGCCAGCAUUGGGAUGCUCCAUGGUUUUCUUUGUGGAAUGUGUGCCGAAAGGAAACAAGCACAAAAGCAAAAAGGCGCUUCGCUCUGGACUUUGCAGAGUUUUUGAGCUGUGUAAGCAGAACUGUUGGGAAUCUGUUGCAUUGCCAGUAAUCGGACCUGGCAUAGUGCUGUCAAUACCGAUCAAAGACUCUGUUAAUAUUCUUACUCAUGAGAUCUGCAAAUUUUUAUCUGGACCCACUGGUUGCCUGGACACCAUUUGUAUCACAAUAAUGGCUAAUUAUGCUCAUUCUGAAGAGCUGUUCCAGACAGUCUGUGGGAAUCUGAGUGCAAAAAUGGUGGACAACACAGGGGAAGCUCUGUUUCAGUCACUGACCUCUGACCUUGAUGAGAUCAUCAUGCCAGUAGAUGGGAUUGAACUCCAUCUAGUGUUUGGAGACAUCACUAAUGAGACUACUGAUGCCAUCGUGAACACCACUGACUUUAAGGACUUCCAGACAGCUGGAGUAUGUAAGAACAUCCUUACUAAGGCAGGACCUCAAAUCCAGGCUCAACUGACAGGCGCUCGGGCAGCGAGCGGGCAGAUCUUCACGACCCCACCAGGAGGCUUCCCCUGUAAGACCAUCAUGCAUGUUUGUGGAGAGAGAAACCCUGAUGUUAUCAAGACCUUGGCAAAAGAAAUAGUGGUUCAAUGUGAGCAUGGCUGCUACAGGUCUGUGGCCAUUCCUGCGAUCUGCGCUGGACAAGGAGGUUUGGAUCCAAAUAUGGUGGCCAAGUCCAUUCUAGAGGGAGUAAAGGAAGGUGUUCAAGGAGCGCAUCUUCAACAUCUCAAAAACAUUCGGAUCAUUCUGCUGAAGAUUAAUGUUUUUCUGGCAUUCAAAGCGACAUCAAAGCAAAUUUUUGGCGGUAGUACACAGUUGACAGCUCCUGCACCACUUGUACUUACCAGUGUAACCACCAGAGGGCGCAGUGCAACCAGUAUCAGGCACAGUGGAUCAACUAGAUUAAGCAGAUCACAUUCCUUACCCUUACCAGUCGCUUUGGACUUGAGUUCUCUAGUGACAUCUUUGCCUGACACAGAGAGCACAGCAGCAUUUCUAAUCAUUGGUCACACCAAUAAUGAUGUUUCUGAUGCCUGCAGAGAUCUUCAGCAGGCAUAUAAGGACCAGUGCUCCACACACACUUUCUUUCCUGAUGAGAUUGAAAGCCUCACUCAAGAGGAGAUGGACCAGCUGCUCUCUAAAGUGAAUUCACUGCACCUGCAGAUAGAACAGAACAGUUCUGAAGGAUGGGUAGUUAAAGGGCAGAGGAACGGAGUGAAUGAGGUGGUUAGACUGAUACAAGAUGCACUUCGCAGACAGGUAAGAGAGAAGGACCAGACCUUCCUCUUCAGUCAGGUCACGUGGUGCAUUCUGGGACCACGGGGCAUUUGGCAGAAGGUACCAAAAGACGUGAAUUAUAAGCUUGAGAAAAGAGAUGUAAAAGAUGGAAUUGAGGAUGCACAGGGUGUGAAAUGGACUGUGGAUUUGCAAAAGAUGGAGGCCACAUCAUGUGAUUCAGGACAGGUGACCGCUCUCAAACGACUGGAGAACCCUUCAGAUUUGUCUUUGCCAAUCUACUGGGACAACAUGAGUCAGAGUGACCUCUUAAAGGUGAUUGUCUUAGAUCCGUCAUCUACAGAGUACAAGACUGUGAAGAUGGACUUCAAGAAGACAGUCAGAAAAACCGUGCUCAAGAUCGAGCGCAUCCAGAACAUGAAUCUUCGGCGGUUAUACGAGGCACGUAAAAAAGAGCUGGAGAACAGAAAUGGUCUAAUUGUGGGAGCAGGAGAGAAGAUCCUUUAUCACGGCACAUCAGAGGCGUCCUGCUCAUCCAUCAUGAAGUCAAACUUUAAUCGCAAUUUUGCAGGGCAAAAUGCCACCGUCUACGGGCAUGGGACGUACUUCGCUGUGAACGCCAGCUACUCUGCCGAUCCUACCUAUGCAGUUCCUGCAGCAGACGGGACUCAGCUCAUGUUUGUGGCUCGUGUGCUUACGGGUUAUUACGCUAAGGGUCAGGGGGACAUGAGGACGCCCCCUGAGCGCGUGGCGCCUGACCUCUAUGACAGCGUGGUGGAUGAUACGCAGAAUCCCUCCAUGUUUGUGGUUUUCCACGACUGCCAGGCUUAUCCUGACUACCUCAUCACAUUCAAAUGAACUUGUGCAAAAACCAACCCUGGUUUUAAAAUCCAUCUUACAUUAAAAUGUAAUCAUUUAGGGGACACUGUUAUGUAGAGGGUUUGAUUUAGUUAGUUACCGCAUACCUUUUUAUGCUUUAUGCCACAACUAACUAGUGCUCAGCAGAUAUGAGUGUUUAAGUAACCAGUAUAAUUCAGAUUAGGAAGUUUUAUGAUAGCAAAUAAAAAUGAGUGUUUUUCAGGAAAUCUUGAAAUUUACAAGAAUUUAUGAGCAGAAAGUGUGCAAUAUCAACUGGUAAAGCGGUCUGUAAAUUGACAGUAUGAUAUUAAAUACUUGUGUGAGUUGCACAUGGUUAAAGUCUGACAGAGAAAGAUUAAUCUGUCUCUUGUGCAAACAACAGAAGUGACAUGCAACUAUGAUAUUUAGCUUCAGGGCGAUCGAUUCAUCGCUCCACGAUAAAAACAGGGGCUUUUAAAUGUGAUUUGGUCGUAUUCCAAUACUUCCUUCUCAGUUCCCAUGUCUGCUUCAGGCUCCUUGCUGUCAUGAAGAAACAAUUUGGCAUUGUUUUGUAUGAAAUGUAGGAGUUUGCGCAAUUUGCCGACACAGCUAUGCAAUUCUUUCAAACAUCAACAGGAAGUACUUCAGAGAAAGCAAUAAGACCUGUUUAUAUUGCAACAAAAAAUAGUUGUUAUUGUAUUAUUUGGCUUAAUUUCUACUUUAUCUGAAAAUAAUUUAGCUGCACAUACAGAUCAACCUGUUUUAUUAAGUAUGUUUAUUAGCUAUACUUUAAUAAUUAGGAAAUUUAUGAUAAAAAAUAUUAAAAUCUCUCACUGACUUUCAAAAUGUUUGCAAUUCGAAAUUCAUUUAACAGACGUCAUUGUGAUGUUUGUAUAAUGAAUUGGGAUUGGUUUUUGGUUUCCUGUCCUUAUCACAAGCACUUUGAAUCACCUGUAUUAUACA
Messenger RNA from Sinocyclocheilus anshuiensis, 5145 nucleotides. Its product is annotated as poly [ADP-ribose] polymerase 14-like. Gene Ontology annotation, biological process: negative regulation of gene expression; protein poly-ADP-ribosylation. Gene Ontology annotation, cellular component: nucleus; cytoplasm. NCBI's taxonomy places the organism in Eukaryota, Metazoa, Chordata, Actinopteri, Cypriniformes, Cyprinidae. The transcript has 15 exons. The coding region runs from base 49 to 4203 and encodes 1384 amino acids. The record is from RefSeq and is a predicted model, not a curated record. Gene Ontology annotation, molecular function: NAD+ poly-ADP-ribosyltransferase activity; transcription corepressor activity.